Messenger RNA from Naegleria gruberi, 1807 nucleotides. RefSeq lists its product as uncharacterized. The coding region runs from base 63 to 1781 and encodes 572 amino acids. The record is from RefSeq and is a predicted model, not a curated record. The transcript has a single exon. NCBI's taxonomy places the organism in Eukaryota, Heterolobosea, Eutetramitea, Acrasida, Naegleriidae.
CGGUUUUUCACAACAAGCCUCUUUAAAAAACCAAAAAGUUUUUCAACAGCAACAACAACAACAUGGCUCAUUUAGAAAAGGCUGUCGUCAUCGAAGAUGAUGUAAAUCACGAACAACAACAAACCGAAGAAGAAUUCGACUCUGCUGACUGGGCUGUUAGUACCAAGAAACAAAGAGGAGGUAGAAAACAAAAAGGUGUAGCACCAACAUCAGUUCAAAAUACAGUUUUUGGUUCUUCUAUGACUAAGAAGAAACCAACAACCACUACCACUACCUCUACUACUUCAUCAUUUAGCGGAAAUUUGAAGAAGAAGACACCAACCGAUAAGAAAUCAACAUUCUCUACCGAUAAAACCAUUCAUCCACCUCACUACACACACGAAAGAAGCGUUGAAAUACCAGCUAGAGUUGAUCCACGUUUCCUUGUCGGAGAAAAGGGUUCUUUCUCUAAUGAGGUCAAAAAACAAACUGGUAUUACUUGGUAUAGCGUCAAGAAUAUGAAAGUUGUCAUUGGUGGUGCUUCCGAGGAAAGUGUUGCCAAGGCUGAAGAAUUAGUUAUUGGUAGAUUGAACACUUUCUCCAUGACUCACUUCUCUGAAACUUUCAGUACUUUGGUCAUUCCAGAACUUAAAGAACAAUUAGAUUCUGAAGAUUCUGAAAUUGAAAAUAUUGGUACUGAAUAUGAUAUUGUCUUGAAGCCAUUCACUUCAUUGGCUGUUUACUCAAGUCAACCAAACCACACUUUCAAGAGAAUGGUUUUGAAGAAGGAAGGUGAUGCCGAAGAAGUUACUGAGGAUAAACAAAGCACUGCCACUGAUCUCCAAGCAUCCGUCAUGAAUGAUGCUCAUGAUGUUGAAGCUAAUGCCAGUGGUGAACACAACACACAUCACAAGGAAAUGACUUUGAUGAAUGAACAUACAAAGGCUGACAUGUUAGAAAAAAUCGCUCACAAACUUGUUGAUAUUGAAAUGAGAAAGAAUGAUUCUGAAAUUUUGAGUGUUAAAGCUUUAUACGGACAAUUAUUGGCUUUCAAAUCUACUAAGGAUUCUUUGAAGAUUUUUGAAUUGUUGGAAUUGAAGCACGGAAGAGAUGUUAAAUAUCAUUUUAACAGAAUUGUUGAAGGUUCAUUCUAUGAAAAGUUGAAGAGUAAUCUUAAAUACAUUCCUGAUGAAGAUGCUACCAUUGUUGCUAUUUACUUUGGAAAGCAAGUUGAAAAGGAAGAAGAUGGUCAACAAGUUAUGGCUGAAAAGAAUGAAACUAUCACCUUUGAAGUUAACAAGUCAACAGGAAAGUUGGAACAAAUCAAGAAGAACGAACACACUAGGAAUUAUUACACUUUGAACUAUGUUACUCCAAUAACCAAGGGACGAACAGAAUUGAACGAUUUCAAGAUUACCAUUGCUAGUUAUGUUCCAAAUGAAGUUGAACAAGACGAAAAGAAGGCAGAAAUUGAUUCAUUCUUGAGUGGAUGUAUUAAUACUUGGGAUAACCAAAAUAAUACUCUCAAUACUGAAUUGUUGAAGAACCCACCAAGCCCUUACAGAUUCAAGGGAACUAUUGUCAAGUUCAAGAAACACUACCACUCUGAAGAUGGUGCUAUCAAGGUUACUCUCCACGAAAUUCACGAUCUUGAUACUAAGGCUAUCAACUAUGAAGUUGUUGUUGUCAGUGAAGAACUUUACAGAUACUUGGAUGACAAGGAACUGAAGCCAGCUGACAAGAAGAAGAAGUAUAAGGAAAGUCUCGAAAAGUUGACUGACUGGUUGUUCACAAACCAAUAAAUUUACACAACUGCUUGAGUGUUUAA